AUCCGGUUCCGCCCCGCCGACUACUCUCUCCUGCAGUCAGUCCAGCCGCCCCCGGGCGCCGUAAUUCGGCGAACAGUUGCCGCGCGCGCUUCCUCUCCCGCGGCCACCAGGCACCAUGGCGUCCGCCGCGCGGGCUCUGGAGGCGCUCCUCCACAGGGCCUCGUCUCUGUCCUCCUCCGCGUCCGCUCUUCGGAGAGCCUCUGCCCUCCGCGGGAAUGAAGCUAUUGGCAACGCCGGCCUGUUCCGGAAGCAUGAGGCGAGGCGAAGGAUUUCGACGUUCCGGCCGCUCUGCAUGGGACGACGCUCCUGCAAGAUCGCCGGAAGGAAGGAUGCCCAGAAUUUGAAAAAGAUGAAGCGCAACAGCAAAAUUGGAAAAGAAAUUGUUGCUGUCAUUAAGAAGGGUGGCCCAAGCCCUUCGUCCAACACAGCUUUAGCAGCAAUAUUGGAGAAAGCUAGGGAACUUGAUAUCCCCAGAGAAAUUUUGGAGCGUAACAUCAAAAGGGCAUCAGAAAAGGACCAAGAUACAUACACAGAAAAGGUUUAUGAGGUCUAUGGUUUUGGUGGAGUAGGUAUGAUCGUCGAGGUCCUAACUGACAAAAUUACAAGAUCAGUUGCUGACAUUAGAAAUGUGGUAAAAGACUGCGGAGCAAAAUUGGCUGAUCCCGGGUCUGUUACCUUCAGAUUCAAACAAGCUCGAGUGGUGAACAUAAAAGUUACUGAUGCUGAUAAGGACCAACUGCUCUCCGUUGCGUUGGAUGCUGGUGCUGAUGAUGUCCUUGAACCAAAUUUUGAUGAUGAUGAUGACUCUGAAGAAGAAAUAGAAAGGUUCUACAAGAUAGUUACUACAUCAGAAAACUAUCCAGUUGUGCUAUCAAAGCUACAAGAGGAAGGAGUGAAGUUUGAAACUGAUAAUGGCUACGAACUUCUUCCUCUGAACCCAAUUGAGGUGGAUGACGAGGCCAUGGAACUAAACAAGGAGCUUGUAUCAAAAUUGCUAGAGCUUGAUGACGUUGAUGCUGUCUAUACAGACCUAAAGUGAGUGAAUUGAUGAGCUACAGUCUACAGCUUUCAAUUCAAUACCCUCGAUGUCGAUGACCCUUUGUAGAGCGUGUUCACUUCUCAUCCAUUUACGGGAUAACUAUUGAUAGUUGAGCUUAUGAUGCUUGGCAGUUGAGCAUCACCAAUUUUACAGUUCCUGAAAACUGGGCUUGAUGAUACAACAUAUUUUAAUACAUCAGCAUACUAGCAUAAUCUCAAACUCAUAUCUUUACCUUGGAUUUUUGCCCAUUCAUUCUGUUUCUGGAAAUUUCUUUGUUCAGAUAGCAGAUCUGAGAAGUCAUUGUAAAAUAAUAUGAUAACACUGAUCCACUUGUUCGUGAUGAGCA
Messenger RNA from Panicum virgatum (switchgrass), 1385 nucleotides. RefSeq names its product probable transcriptional regulatory protein At2g25830. Gene Ontology annotation, cellular component: chloroplast. The transcript has 7 exons. NCBI's taxonomy places the organism in Eukaryota, Viridiplantae, Streptophyta, Magnoliopsida, Poales, Poaceae. The record is from RefSeq and is a predicted model, not a curated record. The coding region runs from base 116 to 1039 and encodes 307 amino acids.